CAGCAGUUUUUUCAGGGGGAGCCAUGCUUAAAAUGUGGAUUUUGGUGGGGAAGAACCCCAGUGGACAUAUAUGUGCCAGCUGGAACAGAGGUGUUGUAUCCCGCCUGAAGUUAGUCUGAUUCUCCUCCUGGACAACCCUGUGAUACUCUGGACAUUAUGGCAAAGCUGGUAGAGUGUGUGCCUAACUUCUCGGAGGGCUGUAACAAACAGGUGAUUGAUGCCAUUGCAGAGGCCAUUUCCACGACUGAUGGCUGCAGUCUGCUGGAUGUGGACCCAGGGUCUUCCACUAACCGUACCGUCUACACCUUUGUGGGCUCGCCCGAGGCUGUGGUGGAGGGGGCGCUAAACGCCGCCCGGGCUGCCUUCCCUCUCAUAGACAUGACCAAACACUCAGGAGAGCAUCCGCGGACAGGAGCCAUGGACGUGUGCCCUUUCAUCCCUGUCCAGAACGUCACUAUGGAGGACUGUGUCAAUUGUGCCAAUAUCUUUGCUGAGCGGUUAACAGAAGUGCUGCAUGUACCUGUCUACCUGUAUGGAGAAGCUGCGAGAAAAGAAAACAGGACCUCUCUUCCAUCUGUUCGCGCUGGAGAAUAUGAGGCCUUGGCUGAGAAACUGAAGAUGGCAGAGUGGGCCCCUGACUAUGGUCCUGCCACAUUCAUCCCCUCCUGGGGAGCUACAGUCACCGGGGCACGCAAGUUCCUCAUUGCCUACAACGUGAACCUCCUCAGCACCAAGGAACAAGCCCAUCGGAUCGCUCUGGACAUUAGGGAACAGGGACGAGGAAAAGAGCAGCCAGGUCUUCUGAAGAAGGUCCAGGGCAUGGGCUGGUACCUGGAGGAAUCGAACAUAGCCCAGGUGUCCACCAACAUCCUGGAUUAUGAGCUGACACCCGUCCACACUGUCUACGAGGAGAUCUGCAGCAUUUCCAAGGACCUAAAUCUGCCCGCGGUCGGCUCCCAGAUCGUAGGCCUUGUUCCACUAAAAGCCUUGCUUGACUGUGCGGACUUCUACAUCCAGAAAGACAGUCUGUUCAUAGUGGAGGAGGAACACAAAGUCCGGCUGGUCAUCAGUAAACUUGGACUUGAUUCUCUUGGGGCUUUCAACCCUAAGGACAGGAUAAUAGAGUACAUGGUGGACAGUACUCAGGACGACAAGCGUUUGGUGUCUCUGUCGCUGCAGCAGUUCGUACGCAGUGUCGGGGCCAGAACUGCUGCCCCCGGGGGAGGGUCUGUCUCUGCCGCUGUCGCUGCCAUGGGGGCUGCCCUGGGAGCCAUGGUGGGCCAGAUGACCUAUGGGAAGAGGCAGUUUGAGGGUCUGGACGGGGUGAUGAGGACACUGAUCCCUCCCUUCCACCAGGCCAUGAAUGAGCUGCUGGUCAUGGUGGACUCUGACUCUAUGGCCUUUAAUAGCUACAUGGCAGCGUUGAAAAUGCCAAGAAACACUAAAGAUGAAGUCAAAAGGAGACAGGCUGCUAUGCAAGAGGGUCUCAAGAAAGCUGUCGGGGUCCCCUUGUCACUGGCCCAACAAGUGAACCUUCUGUGGCCUUGUCUGAAAGAAAUGGUUCUCCAUGGAAACGUAGCCUGCAAGUCAGACCUGCAGGUGGCAGCCAAAGCCCUGGAAACAGCUGUUUUUGGAGCCUACUACAAUGUCACAAUCAACCUCAAAGACAUCCAAGAUGAUUAUUUUAAGACGACUACUCAACAGAAGGCCUCAGCUCUGCUUCUGGAGGCUAGAGAGAGUGCUUCUGCAGUCCUGGAUGCAGCUGACAGGAGAGAAUGAAAUCCAGCCAAAAAUUACACUGCCAAGGCCUUCACUACAAAAAAACUGAUAAUACAUCUGAAAAUGAACUUUAUCAUACUCAUCUUGGUUCCAGUUUAUGUGGAUAACAAACCAAAGAUUUUCAACAUUUUGGGGAAGUUCAUGUCAUUAUUGUAAAGUCCAUGUCAACAAAAGAAAAUUCAAAUAAAAUCUUUCCCAAACUAAUUUCAUUAUGUUGUUCAUAUUAUUAUUGUGUCUCUCAUGGGUCUUACUAAUAGUACUGUAAAUGCCUAACAAAUUAAUCAUUCACAAUUGACAUGGGAAAUACAAUUUAAGAGUUUUGAUUUCAUCUUCAAUGUGAACUAAGCAAGAGUUUUGAUUGCACUCAUGUGGUUAAACACAGUAUGCAACAAUGCAGUAUGCACCCUCCCAUUUCUAAGCUCCACCUAUUACAAUAAAAAUGCCAAUGCUGACUUAUUGACAUGAGGGAGAGGUGUAACUCAAAGGAAGAAUUGGAAGUGUGAACAAGGUGUUAGUGAAUGCAUUUGGAACGAUUGGAACACAGACAUGUUCAACACUGGUUCAGGUAGUGGCCAUCCUUCUGGAUAUGACCUAAAUCAAUGUGGGCAAGGGGGGCAAGGUGGUCAAGGGACUCCUGGUGGGCCUGGUCCUUAUCCUGGUCCUUAUAUGCCUAGUGGUCCUAGUCCUGGUCCUUGUAUGCCUGGUGGGCCUGGUCCUUAUCCUGAUCCUUAUAUGCCUGGUGUUCCUGGUCCUGGUCCUUGUACGCCUGGUGUGCCUGGUCCUUAUCCUGGUCCUUAUACCCCUGGUGGGCCUGGUCCUUAUCCUGGUCCUUAUACCCCUGGUGGGCCUGGUCCUUGUAUGCCUGUAGGGCCUGGUCCUGGUCCUGGGCCUUAUAUGCCUGGAGGGAACGGCACUUGUGGGCCAAUCCCUGUUGGGCCUGGGCCUUGUAUGCCUGUUGAGCCUGAUAAAAAAGACCAUGGGAAGGGCCGUCACCAUGGAAAGCAUGGGCGCAGACGCAAACACAGACACCACUGCGGCAGUGGUAGUGGUAGUGGCAGCGGUAGCGGUAGUGGUAGUGGUAGUGGUAGUGGAAGUGAUAGUGACCACAAACAUGGUUGUCAUGGUCGUCAUGGACAUGGACGUGGACGUGGACGUGGACAUGGUCAUGGUCAUGGUCAUGGUCACGGUCAUCAUAAGCACUGACAUGGAGGCCCUCUGACAGUGGCCUUGACCAGAACACAGAAGGUUUUUCUCUAAACUAGAAGAAAUAUAUCAAUUAAAAUAGAACAAUCAAAAAAUCAAGAUAAAAAAAGAUUAUAUUUUAACAUCGCAGUAAUCAGAAUGUGUAUGAAAUAAACAUUUGAAAACAAUUUCAA
Molecule: messenger RNA, 3155 nt
Organism: Osmerus eperlanus (European smelt)
Lineage: Eukaryota; Metazoa; Chordata; Actinopteri; Osmeriformes; Osmeridae
Gene: ftcd
Product: formimidoyltransferase cyclodeaminase
Exons: 17
Coding region: 157-1779 (540 amino acids)
Molecular function (GO): transferase activity; folic acid binding
Source: RefSeq, a predicted model, not a curated record